Messenger RNA from Mytilus trossulus (common blue mussel), 1656 nucleotides. RefSeq lists its product as uncharacterized. Gene Ontology annotation, molecular function: zinc ion binding. The transcript has a single exon. Lineage: Eukaryota; Metazoa; Mollusca; Bivalvia; Mytilida; Mytilidae. The record is from RefSeq and is a predicted model, not a curated record. Bases 1 to 1656 code for a protein of 551 amino acids.
AUGGCGGACAGUAAAUUAUGUGCUGGUUGUCAGCGCAGUGAUGAAGACAUUCCAGCUGUAUCUUGGUGCAGUGACUGCAGUGAACUUGUAUGCAAGGCGUGUUCUAGAGUUCAUGAAAGGAUGUCCCCGCCUCACAAGAUAGUACCAACGCAAGAGAUACAACAACUCAGUUCGUCACUUUUUACAUUGUCCAAGAACUGCGACAAUCAUCCAGAUCAAAAGAUUGCACUGUACUGCUGUCAACAUGACAAGGUAGUCUGCGUUUCAUGUGUUCCUGUAUCACAUCAAAAUUGCAAGUCUAUCAUUUCAAUUGAAAAAGCUGCUAGAGGCGUGAAAGAUGGUACCGCUAUUUCUGAUCUAGAAAGAAGAAUUUCAAAUUUAUGUCAUGUUACAGAGAACAGACGGAGUCAAAGUGAGAAAACACUUGUAGAUUUGGAAGAAAAUCGUACCAAAAUAAAGACAAGGGUGUCUGAAAUGAAACGGAAAGUCAUUGCUCAUUUGAAUACGUUAGAAGCAGAGAUACAUAAAGAUAUUGAUUUUAAGUAUGAAAAUUGUACUGAGAGUGUGUCCCGAAAUAAAAUAAGCAUACAGUCCAGCGCAGACUCGCUGUCUACAUGGAAAAGUGAUCUAAAUUCACUGAAACUACACACAUCAGAAGUUCAUUUAUUCCAGGUGGUAAAAUUUCUAGAUGCAAAAACUUACCAGAAAGAAUUAGAAAUCAGAGAAAUCCAAACAGCUCAUGUACCCAUACUUAAAUAUCAUCCGUCAGAAUAUGAGUCGACCAUUAAGAAAUUAAUCCCAGACUUGGGUACAAUAACGGUAGAAAAUGUCCAAGUCCAAAUGCCUGUACUAGAUAUCGAUCAACAAUCUCAAUCUUUAGUGAAAGACGAACGAAAGUUUUCACUGACACAUUCAUUCGAGACCACGGAAUUAGGUAAUGAAGUAGGUAUCAAUAGAGGAUGCUUUAUUCCUGAUAAUAGAUUACUCCUCUGUCACUACUUGAGCAAACAAGUUUUUGUAUGUACACUGGAUGGAUCGAACUCCAAAGUAAUUGAUUUGGAUUAUGCACCACAUGAUAUAAGCUUAUAUGACAAAAAACAUGCUGUAGUAGCUGUAGGUUAUGCAGGUAUCAAGAUCAUCAACCUGACAUCAUUGAAGCCUGGUAGGAGAAUUCAAGUUAAAGGAUUCUGUGAUGGAAUAACCAGUGUAAAGGAUAAGAUCUGGGUAAGCAAUAAUGCUCAAACUCUAACCUUAGUGGAUAUCAAUGGUAAAGUUCUUAAAGUUAUACAAACAACAUUUGAACCUAGGAAAAUCUGUGCCAAUCAAGAUGGUGAUGUCUAUUGUACUUACAUGUACUUUGAUAGUAGUAAAGUAUUCUUAGUAUCUUCGGAUGGAAAAGAACGUGAGAUAUACAACAGUCCUAUCCUGCAAACUUCUUAUGCUGUAGCUGUAGAUGACCGUGGUGAUGUGUAUGUAUCAGGAGGUGUAUCAAACAACAUACAUAAAAUAUCUAAUGAUGGACAGAAACAUGACAUUGUCUUGUCAGCAGGCGAUGGCAUCAAUGGACCGUCUGGUUUAUCUUACAACAAUGAAACAAAAGAUCUGUUAAUCGUAAACAACUGCGGUAGAUCUAUCAAUAUCUAUAAAACCCAAUGA